AUGGCUCCGGUGACCAAACAUGGCAAUGGGGCUGUGGAGGCCUGUGCUGGUGAGAAACCGGAUGUGAGCGUGGAGAGAGAGGUGGCGGACAUUCUUCAAGAUGAUCGACUUCAUGCGAAGGAGGAUCGUAGCUCAUCGCGUCGAGGACGGCGACGUGCGCUGCUCAUAGGCAUACGGUAUGAGCAGGACGAGCAGUGGGACACCCUGGACAAGACCCACGAAGAUGUCGAUACAUUCCGACGUUUACUCCUCGACGUCUACGGAUAUCGUGCCGAGGACAUGAUUGUCAUGAAGGACGAUGUCAAGGCUUCCUCGGAGCUGGUGCCGACGCAAGUGAAUAUCAGGCGCAAAUUACGAUGGCUUGUAAGCGGUGCUCGAUCAGAUGACCGCUUCAUUCUUUUAUUCGCUGGUCAUUCUACUCAACAGGAUGCGCGAGAUGACCUAGAGGAGGACGGGCAGGACGAAGUUAUGAUCACAAGUGACGGGGAGAGGAUUGUAGAUAAUGAAUUGAAGAAAACUCUUGUCGACCCUCUACCACCAGGUUGCAGCUUGACCAGUAGGCGCAAGACUAGAACAAUGUAUGAAUCGAUAACGCGUCGCAUGGCAGCUCUAAUAGGGAAGAAUCAUAGCGCCUCAAGCUCCGGCUCUGUACACUCAAGAGCAUCUUCCCAUGUCACGGCGCAGACGCGACUCAGCAUAGACACUCAAGUUUUCAUAUCUUCCGCUCUUCCGACCGCACUGGAGAAGGCACCAUCUUGCUCAGAUGGUCUUUUCUCCCUUCCGCAGAGCCCUUCAUCUACUGCUGAUAGAUGGACAUCUACAUCCGACAAUUGGCCCUUCAUGGCCGAAGAUCCCUACGCGGACAUCGAAAAGAAACACACCUCUUCGUCCAAGAGGGGUUCCGUCAAUUCUUAUCUGGGAUGCAACGGUUGGGUACUCGACACUGCUCGCGUCGCCGCUUGUGUCGUCCCCAACGCAAUGCGAGAGCCCCCAGUCGCGAUUCCCAUGCUCGGGCUGGUGCGAGCCGUCCACCGUGCCCUGCGCAAACAUCGUCUCACUUUCCGCGUGCGCAGACAAGCAGCUAGCAUGGGAUGGUCCGAAUGGGUCUAUGACGCAGGCGCUCUGCCAGUAUCUCACUACAAUAUGCAUAAACUCUCGCGGGCACUGCACGAGUGGACGCGUAACGCGAAGAAAGAGGCGAGACAGGAUGUCAAUGGGGAGAUGAAUGUAUUUCAGACUCCUGUCCUAAGCAGCUUGGUCAAAUUGAACAUGGACGACAUACUAUCACUUUAACAAUGCGGGACUCUAACCUCUACUACCCCUACCAUUCACUUACCUCGAACCUUUAUCUACACCUCAAUCACCUCAACACGACCCUCAUGACCUUGAUUAUUUAUAAUUCUAGAAUCGCAUUUUAUCAUUAUUACUUCCUGCUCACGAUUGCCACCUCUGUCUCAGUCAUAGCUUUCCCCUUACUGUGCAUUUGUAUUACUAUGGGACGAUACAGCCAUCCUAUACCUAACCGUGCCACUACUUCAUUCAUGACCC
Molecule: messenger RNA, 1548 nt
Organism: Heterobasidion irregulare TC 32-1
Lineage: Eukaryota; Fungi; Basidiomycota; Agaricomycetes; Russulales; Bondarzewiaceae
Exons: 15
Coding region: 1-1293 (430 amino acids)
Biological process (GO): proteolysis
Molecular function (GO): cysteine-type endopeptidase activity
Source: RefSeq, a predicted model, not a curated record